AUGGUUACGAGCAGCGAUCACGUCCAAGAAGAACAAAAAAGAUCAGAAAUUUACACAUACGAAGCACCAUGGCAGAUCUACGCGAUGAAUUGGAGUUUCCGUCGAGACCAGAAGUAUCGUCUCGCAAUCACCAGCCUCAUCGAGCAAUUCCCGAAUCAAGUUGAGAUUGUUCAGCUUGAUGAAUCAAACGGUUUGAUUCGAUCAGACCCUAAUCUCUGCUUCGAGCAUCCAUACCCACCAACGAAAACCAGUUUCAUACCCGACAAAGAAUGCCAAAGACCUGAUCUUCUCGCUACUUCAAGCGAUUUCUUACGUUUAUGGCGAAUCUCUGAUGAUCAAUCUCGUGUUGAGCUCAAGUCUUGUCUUAAUAGUGAUAAGAACAGUGAGUUUAGUGGUCCUCUUACUUCUUUUGAUUGGAAUGAAGCUGAGCCUAGACGUAUUGGGACUUCUAGUAUUGAUACGACUUGUACGAUUUGGGAUAUUGAACGUGAAGUUGUUGAUACUCAGCUUAUUGCUCAUGAUAAGGAAGUUUAUGACAUUGCUUGGGGUGGAGUUGGUGUUUUUGCUUCUGUUUCAGCUGAUGGAUCUGUUCGUGUAUUCGAUCNUCGUGAUAAAGAGCAUUCGACGAUUAUCUAUGAGAGUUCUGAGCCUAGUACUCCAUUGGUAAGACUUAGUUGGAACAAGCAAGAUCCGAGGUAUAUGGCUACUGUUAUCAUGGGGAGUUCCAAGAUUGUGGUGCUGGAUAUUCGGUUUCCGGCUCUUCCUGUUGUGGAGCUUCAACGACAUCAAGCAAGUGUCAAUGCUAUAGCUUGGGCUCCACAUAGCUCCUCGCAUAUCUGCACCGCCGGAGAUGAUUCUCAGGCGUUGAUUUGGGAUAUCUCUUCCGUGGGACAGCAUGUUGAAGGUGGUCUUGAUCCGAUUCUAGCUUAUACGGCUGGUGCUGAGAUUGAACAGCUUCAAUGGUCUUCUUCCCAGCCUGAUUGGGUUGCCAUUGCCUUCUCCAAUAAGCUGCAGAUUCUCAGGGUCUGA
Messenger RNA from Arabis nemorensis, 1029 nucleotides. NCBI's taxonomy places the organism in Eukaryota, Viridiplantae, Streptophyta, Magnoliopsida, Brassicales, Brassicaceae. The record is from the annotation of a GenBank genome assembly.